Molecule: messenger RNA, 833 nt
Organism: Amphimedon queenslandica
Lineage: Eukaryota; Metazoa; Porifera; Demospongiae; Haplosclerida; Niphatidae
Product: flocculation protein FLO11-like
Exons: 4
Biological process (GO): import into nucleus
Cellular component (GO): cytoplasm
Source: RefSeq, a predicted model, not a curated record
AUGUAGGGUCACGUGAUACCAAAAUGUCUGAAGAAGUUGAUCCUAUUUCUACUGAACAAACAGAACAAGAGACUCAAAACAAAGAGCCUGCGUCCACUGAAACUGCUGCAGCAUCCAAAGACCCUCCUUCUCCAUCCACUGAAGGAGAAGAUUCAUCUAAAGACCCUGCUCCUCCAUCCACUGAAGGAGAAGAUUCAUCCAAAGACCCUCCUCCUCCAUCCACUGAAGGAGAAGAUUCAUCUAAAGACCCUCCUCCUCCAUCCACUGAAGGAGAAGAUUCAUCCAAAGACCCUCCUCCUCCAUCCACUGAAGGAGAAGAUUCAUCUAAAGACCCUGCUCCUCCAUCCACUGAAGGAGAAGAUUCAUCUAAAGACCCUGCUCCACCAUCCACUGAAGAAGGUUCAUCUACUGAUCCUCCUCCUCCAUCUACUGAUCCUCCAGUUUCUGCUGCUGCUGAGGCUCCACCUCCAACAGGAGAAGCCUCUCCUAAAGUGGAAAGGCCCCAGUUGAACAUGGUUGGUGUUGUCAUUGGAGGAACUGGAGCUACCGGUCGCUCACUUGUCUCUUAUCUACUCCGAUCUAAAAAGGAAGAAUGGAAUAAAGUUAUACUAUUCAAUCGCCGUGCUAUUGAUAAUAUACCUGACGUUAAUUUGGAGGAGGAGAAGACCUCAGGAAGACUUGUUGAACACGUUGUUGGGGACAUGUUUACUGUUCCUGAGGAUGAGAUAAAGUCAAAGUGUGAAGGAGCUGAUGUUUUCUUUUGCUGUCUUGGAACAACAAGAAGAGCUGCUGGAUCUGCAGAAGCAUUUGUGAGAAUUGAUCGUGAUCUUGUU